Messenger RNA from Papaver somniferum (opium poppy), 2144 nucleotides. Its product is annotated as KH domain-containing protein HEN4-like. Lineage: Eukaryota; Viridiplantae; Streptophyta; Magnoliopsida; Ranunculales; Papaveraceae. Gene Ontology annotation, biological process: regulation of gene expression. Gene Ontology annotation, cellular component: cytoplasm; nucleus. Gene Ontology annotation, molecular function: mRNA binding. The transcript is spliced from 5 exons. The record is from RefSeq and is a predicted model, not a curated record. Bases 1352 to 1987 code for a protein of 211 amino acids.
UCAUAUUUUCAUCUUUAAUCAUUCAUUCAUCAUUUUGCACUCAAAUCAGCCAACCCAUUCUUAAUUUAAACAUAAGAAACAGCAUUUGCAUGUCAAUUCUGUAUUUAGUUAGUAACAUCAUUUCCAUUCUCCUGCUCUUAUGUUAUUGCCUUUAAUAUGUUUGCUUAUUUGCCUAACCCUCCUGCUUACUCUUAUUCUAAUUUGAUCAUAGCCUCUAUUUAAUUCUUCUACUCUCCUCUGCCGUUAAAGAAAGUCCAAUUGCGAGGACUCACAUAACCAAGAAACUGGAAUCACAAGCGUUGCUGCCUCUGUAGCCGAUACAGAAUCAUCCGUCUCAGAUUUUAUUGAAGAAUCUGAAACUAGGCAGGCUUCUGCUGCUAUUGGAAAUAGUGAUGAAACUGAUUCUGAUAAGCCCACUGGUGGAAAGUCUUCAACCUCCAAAGCAGGCGGUUUGGAAGUACACAGAAAUGAAGACUUUGAGACAUGGCAGAGAAUAAUUUGACUGGAUGCUGUUAGGACCAAUGGAGAAUGGAUCGUUUACUCUCCAACCCAGGCUUCUAUGUCCAAGGACAGGGCACACAGUCUAGCAGGAGCAGUGGGGUCGAAGGACUAUCAGCACCUGGAACCCUGUGCAGUGCCUAGUUGCAAUACUUGAAGCCUAAGCACUCUUUGAUGACAGAGAUUGCGUAUUGUCAGGGAAUGAAGGACCUUUUGUCGUCUAUAGCUGCCAUUGUAGAAGAUGAUUAUGAGCAUUUUGGUGGUUUGUGGGAUUCAUGAAGAAAGCCAGGCACAACUUCAAGCUUGACGAAGUUGGAAUCAGAAGGCAUUUAAACACUGUUGUGAAGAUUAUUAAGUUCAAAGACUCCCAUCUCUAGUAGUGAAGAUGCAGGCUGAAGACUGCUUCUUUGUCUACAGGAUGGUGGUAGACGACAGCUUACAUUUGAGCAAACAUUAUGUCUGUGGGAGGUGAUGUAGAAACCCAUUUCUGAAUCGAACUUCUAAGCUCCAUCUCUGACUCAGACUACUUAAAACCCUAAAAUCAAUAUAUACUGAUUGACCCUACAAUCCCUAGAGAGAUAAAGUGCAUCAAGACCCCCAGAAGGAUGAAAGGGAGACAGGUUUUAGGCUUCAACUACGAAAAGGAGGAAAUAUGAGGAGGAACCCAUGAUUGAUUGCAUCUUAAACCGUGUAGUUGAUAACUUGUGCUUUCGUCGGAGAGAACUAGGACGGAACUUGGAGUUGCAGUAUUGAGUUGAUAAUUGUUACAGAAAAUUCGCACAACACAAUAAACCGGCCCUGGCGACGAGUUGAUACAGGGAAACAAGUCUUGGACUUGAAAUGGAACAAGAAGAUGAUUUCCUGGCCUAAUUUUUCCUGUUGUUGUCUCCAGGAUAACUGUUGGACUGAUGCCGCCACCUCUGCUCCGGAUAAAACGCCUGGUUCAGUGCUUCCGGGCAGUGGUGUGCCUGGUGGCCAGGUUGGAUCUCAUUCAAGGGUGUAUCCACCUGGAACUCAUUCACUGGAUUAUCAUUCAAGGGGGUUUUCAGGAUCUGAAAGUAUGGGUGCGAGCCACAGAAUGGUUCCAAAAAAGGAGAUUUUGUUUGGGAUGUUAUGCCGUCUUAACGAAGUUGGCAGUUUGAUAGGGAAGGGUGGAUCGAUAAUACGAUCUCUACAAAGUGGCAUUGGUGCUUCCAUCGAGAUUGCGGAUGCAGAACCUGAUUCAGAUGAGAGAGUUGUCCUUAUAUCUGCAAGAGAGAAUUCAGAACAGAGACAUUCUUCUACACAGGAUGCUGUUAUUUGGGUGCAGUCUAGAAUUGCAGAGAUUGGAUUUGAAGCUGCUGCUGCAAUUAUUGCGAGACUUUUGGUACCCUCACAACAGAUAUGCUGUCUGUUGGGUAAAGGUGGUAGUAUUAUUAUUGAAAUGAGAAGGCUCACAGGUGCCUGCCAGUAUAUGUAUUUUUACAAAGGAGCAGGUUCCAAAAUGUGACGGCCAAAACGAUGAAAUUAUGAAGGUUAUCUGGAGCUUGCAAUCUGUUCAAGAUGCUUUAUUUCAAAUUACUAGUAGGCUUCAGGAGACUAACAGAGGCAGUGGGGUUGAGGGACUCUAUGACCACCUGGAACUCUGUAGAGUCUUUCAUGCAGCG